Molecule: messenger RNA, 4399 nt
Organism: Galleria mellonella (greater wax moth)
Lineage: Eukaryota; Metazoa; Arthropoda; Insecta; Lepidoptera; Pyralidae
Gene: Taf3
Product: transcription initiation factor TFIID subunit 3
Exons: 2
Coding region: 230-3658 (1142 amino acids)
Cellular component (GO): transcription factor TFIID complex
Molecular function (GO): protein heterodimerization activity
Source: RefSeq, a predicted model, not a curated record
AAAUGCAAUCAUGGCGCACGGGUUACUGUGUUUUUAGAAUGCUGACAAGUUUUUACGUAAACACUUCAUUAUUUUACAUAGAAACUGAUUUUUGUGUUUAUAUAAAUUACCAGUGAGUCUUGAAGACUAUAGCAAAGCAUACAUGUGUGUUCCAAACUUGGAGUUUCCACCUGUUCGCAUUCACGUCUCUGUGCCAUUGGACACUUGCAGAUAACUUGUUGGUGUAAUAAUGUCAGAGGCGUACGCCCGCGAGAUACUUCGAAGGAAUGUUGCGCAAAUAUGCCAAACUAUAGGAUGGAACGGGAUAAACUCUACUCCGCUGGACAUACUGGUUCAUGUGUUAGAGAAGUACAUUCAAUCACUUGGCACGCAAGCUAGCCGAUACGCUGAACAAUUUAAUAGGACUGAACCAAAUUUACAUGACUUAGGAUUAGUAUUUCGUGAUUUACACGUGCAAUUGCCAGAGUUAGCAGAGUAUACGCGCUGUGUGCCCUCUGUAGCACCACCUGUCAAUGUUGAAAGGUUUCCAAAACCCAAGGAAUCAAAUUUAAAUUUCCUCAAACCUGGCAGCCAUGAGGUUGUUACAAGACCUAUGCAUGUCCAUGAACAUUUGCCUCCUAUGUACCCAGAAAAGGAACGGGACACGCCAGUUGUUGCAGGGACUAUUGAAAUACAUCAAAAUGGCAUUGAUAAUAAUGGAACAAAUCCAACAUGCACGAGUCCAGAGAUAUCAGUUACAGAUAGUCCAGAAAAACCUAAAGACAUAUUUAAGAGGCCGAUCGAUCCUGUGUCAUUACCAAACAAUAAAAGGCCAAGGUUUCGAUUGGAAGAGGAGGAGAGGACUAGAGAAAUUAGCAGUGUGAUGAUGACAAUGUCAGGUUUCCUUUCACCAGCUCGGGAAGGAAAACUACCAGAAGCCCGGCCACCUACAAUUGUAUCUGAGAAACAUUAUGAUAAGCAUAAACCAAAUUCUCAUCAGUCUAAUCCUAUGAAAGUACCAAUAGUAGACAAAAGUGAUAAGAAAUCUAAAAAGAAUAAGUUAUUGAAUGGUAAAAUAAUGAAAAGUAAAAGGAAAGAUAAAAGUCAUAAAAGUGAUAGUAGUAAAUCAAAAGAUAGUAAAUUGAAUAAGUAUCCACCAGGACAUCCUAUGAAAAGCAAGGAAGUUCAUCCAACACUUCAUAAUCAUGUUGCAAUGCUAGCGCCGAGGCCGUUGGUACCACCUGCAGUGCCACCAAGUGUCAUGCCACCUCCACCAACACCUGUAGCCCCUGAACUUAUUAGACCAGUUAUAAAGCAAGAACCUAUAGAUCCACCAUCGGUCGUACCCAGAAGCUAUCUCCCUGGAGAAGAAGCAAUUCCUGUACCAAGGAAAAUACCAAUAUCAAAAUCACCACUUGUAUCUAAUUCUAUACCUGUAAAUAAACAAACAAAUUCUUUCAUACCUGACUUAGAAAUCAAAAAAGAAGUAUAUGAAGAAGAAAAGUUAGCUUCUCAACCAGAUAGAUCAAAGAUUAAUAUAUUUAAAAGAAUAUCGAACAAAUCUAAAGAGGAUAAGACUACUCCAGAGGUUGUUGCAGAAAAAUCACAGUCUGAUUCCAUGAUCUCAAGGUUACAGAAUUCUGUACAUGAAAAUGCAGUUAGCAAUAGUAGAUCACAUGAAAAUAUUAGAAUAAAACCUGAAGAUCCAAUUGUUAAUAAUAAUGAUAAUAGUGCUGUAAAUUUGUCUGUAGUUGACAUAAGAAGUAAUGAAGUUAUAAGUAUUGAUGACGAUUCUAUGGAUUUUCCCACACCAUUAACACAAAGUAGACCACCUCAACAUGAACUUUGUCCCAGUUUAUCCAUUAACAAAUCUUUACAAGCACCAUUUUCUAAAAAUCUAACAGGUCCAAAAGUAAAAAAAGAAAAGAAACAUAAAGAGAAGAAAGAUAAAGUAGCAAAAUUGGAAGCAAAAUUAUUGAAAAAGCAACAACAGCAAAUCUUGGAACAAAUGGAUAAACAAGUUUUGAAAAUGAGUCACCCAAAGCCACCAAAAUCGAGAGCGAAAGGUGAUUCAAAAAUGCCGCUGCCUCCCGGGUUUCCAUAUUUUCCCAACAUACCGGGAAGAGGGUUAAUGCCAGGUCCAGGUUUAAUACCGAAUCCUGGCUUAAUCCCCGGAACAGAUUUCCUUGCUGGCCUAGCGAACAAUCCUGCUCUACGAGGACUAGGACCAUCGAAUCUACUCUCAAAUCCAUUCGCAGGUUUAGGAGUCGGCGGGCCGGGUAUAAUUCCGGGAGCUGGCUUCUUGCCUUCCAGUCUAGGUACAGGUUUACCUAAUCCGCUCAUGUCAAUGGGCAACUUCCCUCACUCGUCGAGAUCGCCAUCGAUGAAAAUACCGUCGAUGCUCCGUCGCCCUAGCUUAGAGGUGAUACCGGUCGAUAACGACGAUGACAGAGGGUUGAACAAGACGCCUCUCGCAGCACGCGAGAAAGACAGGCACGACAAGCACAAAUCUCCAACCAUUCCAAACAUUUUACAGAAACAUAAAUCCAAGUCCCACAAGGACCACAAGUCGAGUUUAUUCAAAAUGCCACCUGUACAGCCAGAUAUCACGAUAGAACUAAAUCCUCCAAAAGUCGAGCCGGCCAGGCACGAGCCGCCGAGGGAGCCCCCGCGGGCCCGCUCGCCGCCGCCCGAGCCCGCCGCGCCGCCCGCCGCCCCCGCCACCGCCGCCACCGCCGCCAUCCCCGCCGCACCAGUCGCCCCUGCUCUACUGCCUGAACCCGAACCGGCCUCUCGACCCGCCAAGGAACCUCUCCCUGAAGUAUCCCACGAAAGGGAAACGGAGAACACAGAAAAGAAAAAGGACAAAUCCCACAAGAAGGAGAAGAAGGACAAGGACGGCACGAAGAUAAAAAAGAAGAAGGACAAGAAGGAUAAAAACAAGGACAAGGGGGAAAAGAGAAAGGACAAGGAGGAGAAGCACGAGCUAAAGGACAAAAUCAAGAAGGAGAAAAAGGAGAAGAAGAGAGAGAAGCCGGCCGACGGGCUCGUGCCGAAGCUCACGCUGAAGCUGAGCUCGUCGCGCUCCAACUCGAACUCGCCGCUGCCGCCGCCGGCGCCGCUGCCGCCGCCGACGAGCCCGGCGCGGCGCGGCGCGUCGCCCGAGCUGGCGCAGAUCGCGGCGCUGGUGACGCGGCCGCCGCGCCGCGCCGCGUCGCCGCCGCCCGCCGCCGCGUCGCCGCCGCGCCUCGCGCCCGCCGCCAAGUACAAGCGCAUCCUCUUCAAGCCGCUCUCCAAGAAGGGCGCCGUCGAGCACUUCGACGACGACCUCGGCUCGCUGUCCGACGACGGCGCGCCGCCGCCGCCGCCGGCCGCCGCCGCGCCGCCCGGCCAGCUGCCGACGCCGUACUACGUGGACGAGCACGGGACCAAGAUCUGGGUGUGCCCGGCGUGCGGGCGACCCGACAACGGCUCGCCGAUGAUCGGCUGCGACGGCUGCGACGGCUGGUACCACUGGGUGUGCGUGGGCAUCACGGAGGAGCCGGGCGCCAGCGAGGACUGGUUCUGCUCGGCGUGCGUGGCCAAGCGCGCCGCGCUGCUGCUGGCCGGCGUGCCGGCGGCGCGGCGCCGCGGCCGCAAGCCCAAGGCCGACAAGGGCGCGGCCAGAGACUGUCAUUGAUACGGACCUUUCGUUGUUGCUGAGAUUCGUUUUUAUGUUCCCGCUCGCCGAGUCGGGCGGGCGGCGUGAGAGUUGUUAAUGGAUUAAUUGUUGAAUGAUAUCAUGAGAAAAUGUUUCAUCAUUUAUAAUGUUAUAUCGUAGGCUAGGCUUAAGUAUAGAUAAUAAUUAAAUAUUGACAUAAAAUGUUGAACAUAAAUAUAGUGUAGGUACUUGUAAUAAUUACCAUAAUUUUAGAUAUUUUUUUGUUAUGAUUCGUCUUAAUUCGUUGGCGCGGUUCGAUCAAGUUGCGAGCGUGUUAUACACAACUCGCGUGCAUAGAUGAUAAUAUUAUAAGAUUCUUUUUAUAUUGUACAAAAACUGAAUUUACUUAAGAUAUUUGGUGAUGUAAAAAGUUAAUUGUAGUGAAUAUUUAAAUAAACAGAAAGAACGGCUGGAUAUAUUUUCAGCUGAUAUUUGAAUAUUUUCAUAUUAUAAUUUUAAUAUAACCCUGUUUUUCUUUUUUUUGUUGAGGUUGUUCCUUCAUUUUAUGUACAGGGUUGGCACAACCCCUCACCUUGCAUGUCCGUAUAUAUAUAUAAAAUUGCAUAUAUCAUAUCGAGCUAUUGCGAUACAAAGUCUAUCCAUCGACUAAAACUUGACGGGGAUGUGUGCACCCUAGAUCUAGAACAUCGAUGCGUGGAUGGAGGCAAUGUAAAUUUUUAAUUUCAGCCAGUGGCCAAUUAAAUAUAUUGGUACUCGAAA